Gadus chalcogrammus (walleye pollock) is the source of this 1676-nucleotide messenger RNA. It is a transcript of the gene impact, whose product is annotated as impact RWD domain protein. Gene Ontology annotation, molecular function: protein binding. The record is from RefSeq and is a predicted model, not a curated record. The coding region runs from base 189 to 1157 and encodes 322 amino acids. Gene Ontology annotation, biological process: regulation of translational initiation. NCBI's taxonomy places the organism in Eukaryota, Metazoa, Chordata, Actinopteri, Gadiformes, Gadidae. Gene Ontology annotation, cellular component: cytoplasm. The transcript has 12 exons.
UAAAAGCCAUAGGCUACUCCAAGUUAUAACAUAUUAACUGACGCCUUUUGUCGGACAUUCGGAAUUUCGUGGAGUUUCUUUGUCAUUUAUUGAGAUUUUAAUUGAAUAUUAAGUACUAGUAAUACUGUGAUGCGACAUUGAUGAAGUGGACACACACGGCGGAUUCCUGAGCUCAAUGAUGCGUACAGAUGGAGAACACAUUCAACCCGGACCAUGCAGAGGAUCUCCAGUCCCAAAUCGAAGAAGUCGAGGCCCUGUCCUCAAUCUACGGAGAUGAAUGGUGUGUCAUCGAUGAAGCAUCUAGAAUAUUCUGCAUUCAAAUAUCGAACGACAUAGGGGAUACAAAACUGACAGCAUGUUUGCAGGUAAUUCUUCCAUCUGAUUAUCCAAGCUCCUCGCCACCAAUCUAUCAGAUUAAUGCCUCGUGGCUGCGUGGUCUCCAGAGGGUAACAUUGGCAAACAGCCUGGAGGAAAUUUAUGUAGAGAAUGUCGGGGAAAGCCUUCUCUACCUUUGGGUAGAAACGAUUCGGGAGUUUCUCAGGGAGAAAUCCCAGAGCGCAGGAGCAGAGGAAGAGCCCGGUGGAGUCAAUCUGACAACAGAGGAAGAUGUGGAUAAUGACGAAGAAAAUUAUGAUUUACCAGACUUCAGGACAGUGAAAAUGAACACAGAAUAUGUCCAUCCCUUCAUGAAUCACGAAAGUGAUGGAGAAGUGCCUCCUGUCAAACAUGGCUCCAUCAUCACCGACCGCCGGAGCACCUUCCAGCCUCACCUGGCGCCGGUGACCGCCCCCGGACAGGUGAAGAUGGUUCUUGAUAAGCUGUACGGAAAUAAGAAGAUUGCAAGUGCCACGCACAACAUUUAUGCUUACAGAAUCUUUUGUGAGGACAGGCAGAGCUUCCUGCAGGACUGUGAGGACGAUGGGGAGACGGCUGCAGGCGGGAGAUUGCUCCACCUACUGCAGAUUCUAGAUGUGCGGAACGUGAUGGUGGUGGUCUCCCGCUGGUACGGCGGCAUUCUGCUGGGCCCAGACCGCUUCAAACACAUCAACAACUGCGCCCGCGGCGUCCUGGUGCAGGAGGGCUACACCUCCUCCGCGGAAGAAGCCACCACACAGGGAGGAAAGGGCAAGAAAACAAGAAGUAAGAAGGCAAAAUGAGUCACUCUGAAUGGAAUGCCUUGAUCUGCGGCCGGCCUGGAGAGGAUCUGGAGUGGAGAUAACCGCAGGUCUAACCCUAACCCUGACCCUAACCGCAGGUCUAACCCUAACCGCAGGUCUAACCCUAACCCUAACCGCAGGUCAGGCAGACUACACACGUUUCAACAGAACUGAAGAAGAUCAAGUUACAAUGCCUGGGAUAAUCAACAAUGGAAAUGACUUAAAAUGGAUCAUUAUAGUGUAAUUUAAUUUAAUGUAUUAAGUGCCAUUACAUAUAUUAAUAUUUUGAGUUUAACAUACUUUGUUCUUCAUGAGUUGAUUAAAACCUCUGUGUUUAAAGUCUCAUUUUAAUAAAGAGUUGAGAGUUACAAACAUAUUGUAUACACAGCUUAUUUUUGUCAAACAUCUAUAAACAUCAAAGCUGCAGUGAGGCAUUAGAGUGCCGUUUCCAGCGGACUACAACCUCACUGAUGGACACCUCCCCAGAACAGUGCAUCAAACAUGCAGAGAGAAUUUAUU